AGUCGAAAAUCGAUUUUUAGAUCUCUUUGUGAUACAUGUACUUCACAUCUUUUAUUUGUCAAUAAAAAUGUAUCAAAGAAGUGGUCAAGACUCUGAAAGUAAAGCGGACGAUUUUCAUUUUUCUCAGAAUGCGUUGGAAAAGAGUCUAGAUGAAUUUUUUUCCACCGGCGCGAGGAGAAUUUAUAAUGGAACCCCAUCUGCAGCGGUAUCACACAAUUUUGUUAAUAACGAUCAACAAUACGGAAAUGAUUCCCCAAAUCCCACAUUUCUAAAGAAUGCAAAUGAUGGAUAUGACAAUUCGAUGACUGGCAACUACAAGCAAUCUGAUUCCUCAUUUUCCAGAGCAGAUAACAAACAAGAUUGCAAUGCUUGGAAUAAAAAUAAUGGUGGUGUUGGAAAUAGCCGUGGGCAAGACGAUUAUGAUAUGUGUGAUAAUAGACCUAUGUAUAGUCAACAACGAUUCGGGGCAGGCAAUGAUAGAUCUGAAAACAUGCUUGGCUCGGGAACCAAGGGACAGUUUCACGACCAAGAAAGUUCUUGGUAUGGCAGCAGUCAACGGCACAAUGAAAAAUACGAUUAUUCCAUAGUUGAAAAUGAACCUAAAUCCCGUAGCAACCAAAAUCGCGUAGAAGAAGUCGGUUCUGCUAGAGGCCAAACCGAUUUCAAUUUUCAACGAAAUCAAGUAGACUAUUCAAGAGGUAAUAAUGCAUAUGACUUUAGAGAAAAUCUAGAUCGUGCAGAAGAAGUCGGCAAUUUUAAUGUCACCACCAGAGAUGGAGCUUACAACAAAAACAAUCAACAACAAUUUGCCGGAGAUAAUUAUUCAAGGAAUCAAAAUACAUCUGAUAUAAGCUGCAACAAACAACAAAAUUUUGAAGGAGGAGACAGUUUUGCCACUUUUGAUUUACAAAACAAUCGACGAAAUAUAAGCGAAGUGGGAGCAGGAGGUUAUUAUAAUAACUUUUAUUCCAACCAACAAACACGGCAGUUUGCAAGUAACAAACAAAACAAUUUAGGCAACAGUAUGGAAACAAAUUGGACUAAUCCACAAUCGUCCCAUCAAAUGAAUCGUAAUGAUUUUGGUAGUAAUAGCAAUUACCAAGCACCACUUAAUGCUGUAAAUCCAACAAGAACCCCUCUACACAAUUCGAACAGAAAAAUAGGUUCGUCUACAAAUGGAGGAAGUUGGCAAAGGGAAAACGACAUUAGUAAGAAAAUUUCAAACAAGAAAAAUUUGGAUGAACGUGAGAGACUUAGACGUCGCAGUGCUAAAGAGAGGGACAGAGAAUACCAGGAUCAAAUAAAAAGUGGAAUUGUGAAAAAAGCUUCGAAAAAUAAAACCAAAAUCGAUCCAGAAGGUUAUUGGAAAGUUUGGUGGUCAAAAUAUGCUUACAUUGAAAACAUGAUUCCAAUAGUGGAUGAAAAUGAUCCAGAAGUAAAAGACUUCGUUAAAUUCACACAUGAACCUGGUGAUCAGAGAUUUGAACGUAAAAUGAAAUUACUUCUUAAAAUUGGCACAUCGAAGAUCAGGCGCAACUUGGACAUCACAGAAGCGAAUUAUGAAUUCCGGGAUAUGUACAAAUUAUUUAUGUACAAGAAACAUCUGGAGGAUCCAAAUUUUCAAAAACAUCUAAAUAAACAAGAAAAAGAUCAUGUAUUGAAAACUCUCGCUCUUUUACAACAUAAAGGUAAAUAUACACUGAUGCUCCAAAGUUUAAUAAGUCGAUGGGAUUUUCACCAAAAGUCCAUGGCCGGUUUGACUAAUUUGGGUAGAGGAAAGAACGCCUUAAAUAUGAUGAACACAAAACUCUUUCAUUAUUUAGUAAUGGAUUCAAUACAAGAGUUAAAGAACAUGUGCGCAAUGGAUUGGAAUGGAUUUACUGAGUUCCAUAGAAACCUGCUGUCAAUGCCACCUCCCCAUUAUGCUUCAACGGAUAAUAUUCUUACGAAAACCAUAGGCCACAUGGAUGGCGGCGGUAACAAUUCCGACAUGGACAAUGCCGACGAGUAAAAACAAUUUUUGUUUUCAAAGUUGAACAAGAUAAGAAAUAAGCAAAAAACCAACGUUUAAAUAAAUCACAUGAAUACGAAUCCGAGUACGAGGAUAAUAAAUGUAAGUUUCCAUGUUGAGCUUAUUACGAACAGAUCGGCUACGCAACUUAAGGUUUAAACAAAUAUGCACUUUCUACCUCUGAAGCGUCUGAGGGACCAACGCUUUAUGAUUUCCCUGCAAACCCAUCCACACAUGUUUUUGAAACCAUAUAUUUGCAUAUGGAAGUAGUAAUCCUCGACAAGGUUCAAAAAGCUCGUUCCAGUCUAGCAAAAGCGGUGAACCGCUACCGAGUGAAAACAGUUCUCGGGUAUUGACUCACACCCAAUGCACUGUUCAUGGAACUCUCUGACUUCAACCGUUCGUUAUUGGAAAAAUCUAUACAAUUGUAAAUAAUUCUAUUCACCCUUAUUCCCGUUAUCAAAGGCGAAUACCAACAGCAGUCGUAAUCGAAGACAAAUUUUACAUAUCGUGAUAUUCUGUAACUUACUCUCCUUCAAUAGCUUGAUAAUAAAAAAAAUUUUGUGGUAAAUAAAAAAAAAUAAUAUAAAAGUAGGUUCCAUACUCUUUCGACAAACAGGCGCGAUGUAGUUUAGUAUGUAACGAAAUUAACGUAUAUGUCGAUCGAAUUCGUCAAAUUUGACGGUCGAAUUUGGCUUAUGUGAAACCAAAAAGUUUAAUUUGUAAAAAAUUUGACAACAUUUGACUACGCCAUCGCCAAUCAGAAUAAGGGGGAUUAUGUUACUAUUGGUUUGCCCAAAAAGUAAUUGCGGAUUUUUUAAAAGAAAGUAAAUGCAUUUUUAAUAAAACUUAGAAUGAACUUCAAUCAAAUAUACUUUUUUCUAAAGCAAGCUAAAAGUAACAGCUGAUAACUGACAGUAGAAAUAAUGUAAUUACAGAGUCACAAGCUGUGAAAAAAUUUGUCAAAGCCGACUAUAUGAAAAAUCCGCAAUUACUUUUUGGGCAACCAUAUUUAAGGUGCUAUUACUGGGCAUGUAGAUGUCUUAUGACAUGCCACUUUUUGUAUCCUCAUGUAAUUGAAAAUGUUUGUCAAAAUUGUCAAUUUACAUACGAUUCAUCAUUUUUGCUAUCACACCUGAAUAUUAUUUUCGUAAGACAUAACCUACAAAUUUGAGCAAAAUCUGAUUUUUUUUAUGCGUAUUAAUUGUUAAAGUUGUGAGAAAGCUGGUUAAAUAAUAAAUUUGUAAAAACAAUUUAAUUUGGGGUUGCAUUUAUUUGACUGACAACAAAACAGCUAAUUUCUGUACGUUUUUGUCGGAAGAAAUUGAGCACGCUCUAAUCGAAAAAAAAAUUACAAAUGCUAUUUUGAAAUGUGAUUUUCACAUGUUAGUUUCGUUUGUAUCACACGACAUGUGCACUCAAAAUCUGCUAAAUUUGAAAUGUCAUAAGACAACUACAUGCCGUGUAAUAGAGCCUUUACUUUUAUUGUUUUUAAUAUAAAAAAAUACUGUAAUAUUACCAUAAUUAUCAUCUUGUAUGGGAAAACAAACAAAUAAAUAAUCUAAAAUUUAGGUAUUUUUUUAUCUUUUUAGAUUCUAAAUCUAACCUAAGAAUAAACUCCCGGGGAAUAAAUUUCUCCCUAGAAUAAAAUCCUCCUAUUCUGAUUGAAUGAGGAGAGGGAAUUUCGAAUUUUCCAAAA
Messenger RNA from Stomoxys calcitrans (stable fly), 3710 nucleotides. Its product is annotated as GATA zinc finger domain-containing protein 14. The record is from RefSeq and is a predicted model, not a curated record. NCBI's taxonomy places the organism in Eukaryota, Metazoa, Arthropoda, Insecta, Diptera, Muscidae. The transcript is spliced from 4 exons. The coding region runs from base 68 to 2011 and encodes 647 amino acids.